This is a messenger RNA of Lytechinus pictus (painted urchin), 2097 nucleotides long. RefSeq names its product retinoic acid receptor RXR-like. Bases 99 to 950 code for a protein of 283 amino acids. Gene Ontology annotation, cellular component: nucleus. Gene Ontology annotation, biological process: anatomical structure development; regulation of transcription by RNA polymerase II; response to retinoic acid. The record is from RefSeq and is a predicted model, not a curated record. The transcript is spliced from 5 exons. Gene Ontology annotation, molecular function: nuclear receptor activity; nuclear steroid receptor activity; retinoic acid-responsive element binding. Lineage: Eukaryota; Metazoa; Echinodermata; Echinoidea; Temnopleuroida; Toxopneustidae.
AGCAUUAUGGAGUGUACAGUUGCGAAGGCUGCAAAGGUUUCUUCAAAAGGACAGUACGGAAAGACCUCACGUAUACCUGUCGAGACGAGCGUAACUGUAUGGUCGACAAGAGACAGAGAAAUCGAUGCCAGUAUUGUCGCUAUCAGAAGUGCCUAGGCAUGGGCAUGCGCAGAGAAGGUGUAACUCUCCUUACAGCUGUGCAAGAGGAGCGGCAACGCAAGGACAAGCCCACCGGUGACAGUCAAGUCGAGAGCACAAGUGGGGCUAGUAACGACAUGCCUGUUGAAAAGAUCUUGGAUGCAGAACUAGCGGUGGAACCCAACAACGGCCCCUAUGUAGAUACUCCGCGUGACCCCGUGACAAACAUUUGCCAAGCUGCCGACAAACAACUCUUUACCCUGGUAGAAUGGGCCAAGCGAAUCCCACACUUUACAGAACUGCCUCUGGACGAUCAGGUCACGCUCCUUAGAGCAGGUUGGAAUGAGCUGUUGAUAGCAGCCUUCUCACAUCGUUCCAUCCAAGUAAAGGAUGGCAUCCUCCUUGCCACAGGGCUCCAUGUCCAUCGUAACAGCGCCCACAGUGCAGGGGUGGGCACCAUCUUUGACAGGGUGCUCACCGAGCUCGUCGCCAAGAUGAGAGAGAUGAAGAUGGACAAGACAGAACUAGGUUGCCUCAGAGCUAUCGUUCUUUUCAACCCAGAUGCAAAGAACCUGACCUCGGUACAGAAGGUGGAGGAGCUAAGGGAGAAGGUCUACGCUUCUCUUGAGGAAUACUGCCGUAACCAGUACACGGACGAACCCGGCCGCUUUGCUAAGCUGCUCCUUAGACUGCCUGCCCUGCGCUCCAUCGGCCUGAAAUGCCUGGAGCACCUCUUCUUCUUCAAGCUCAUUGGAGACACGCCCAUCGACACGUUCCUCAUGGAGAUGCUGGAAGCGCCCAAUAACAGUUGAGGGAUUGACUGAAGGUGUUGUCUUAAGGACAACCCAGAUCUAGGAGAUCAUGAACUCUUUGAAAACUCUCUUCAAGGGAUUCUUUAUUGUGAUGGUUUUUAUCCACUUCAGACUCGCACAUCCUUGUGGAUGUUUCCGUGCCGAGUUCGUCCCGUCUUGUCCUCGAGUAAGGUUGCAUCACAGUCCCUAAUGUAUUAAAAACAUCUGCCAUUCUCGACUGGACCUCAUACUGAAGUGAACUGUGUUAAGACCACGUCAGCAGAGACUAACGAUUUGAGGUCUUUGCUACAGUGUCUGUGAACUUUGUACAGGCAAUCACCAUGUGGAAGCUCUUCUUGGGAUGCAUUCAUCGAUUCAAACUGUAGCUUCAUUGCAUCGCCAUGAUAAUGACAUGUGGUGUUGUAAUGGUGUUUCUGAUGAAAUAAUCUUAUGUGUGAACUUAAAAACCUGAAUAUCAUUUUGGUUGGGAGAGCAGAAAACUGGAAAUCUAUUUUGUGAUUGAUUUUCCAUCCUUUUCUGCGAGUAUGAUAACUUUGCCUCUAUCAUAUAAGAUAGGAAUAGAUUCUAAUAUUAGCUGUGAACUAUUAGAUCCUCUUUUUCCUGGCAAUAUUUACCAAGGUCUACCUAAAUGAAGUAGUAGAAAAUGGAUUGGCCCACAUCGGAAUUAAAGUGCUAUCUUAUUCUCUAAAUCAAUGUUGGGACUUUUAAAGACCAAUUUCUAAUUUGAACAUUUCGUUGAUAAAACUACUUUUUAACAGGUAUUUUUUCCAUCCUUGGUAGCCGCUUAAUUUAUUCUGCCACCAUAUUCUGGCGUGUUGCCUGGGACAUCUUAUACAAAUAGUCUAAUAGAUCACAAAUUUCAAACAAUUCUCAUUGGUUGAUAGUGGGGGCUACUUGUCAGAACUUGCUGCCUACAUCUGCUACAUUUGAUAAGCUUUAAUAUUACAGUAAGUGUGGGUUUUCUGGGGCUUAAAAAAAUAGUUUUCUGGGACUCUUUAGAGCAUUGUCCCAGGCUCCCGGAUAACCUUUUCCCCAGUAAUUUUAGCAGUCUGAUAAAACAGGCUACAAACCUCAUCCAUUUUGAGAAUGACCUUAACAAGAAUGUGUCUUGAUCAGAGAGAUGCAUGUGGCUCUCUUUCUCCUACUC